AUGGCGAGUCGGCACUUACUGCGAUGGGACUACGGCCCUGUUUACCCACUGGACAGAAAGCGGCUCUGGCUAUUCAUCCUCGAUGAUUUGGUAGUAACCCAUGGAUCGUGGCUCAUCAACGGCGAUUGCGUGGUUGUCAAGUUGUACGAUAACCCUGACGAUUUGGAGGGCCUUCGAUGGCUGGUCAGCUGCGAUGACUCCAUCGGUGUUUCAUCCGAUAUCAGCACCUUAUUCGUCGAGGAUCCGACAGACUGGGACACCACGAUCGAAAGCACGACAACUUCGAGCGAGUCAUCGACCAGUGAGGCUGUUAGCGAAUCGUCAACGGCCAUCGAGACAAGUUCAUCCGCUGCAUUUCCGUCAAGUACAUCGGAACCAGAAGAAGCAGAGAGUCCUACAAAUGGGGGGACCAAAGGCGGUGGUGGGCCGAGUGGAGGUGUUAUCGCUGGUGCCGUAGUCGGUUCGAUCGCAGGCGUAGCACUUAUUGCCGGUAUCAUCAUCUUGGCUUUCAAGAUGGGAAGAAGAAGCCGAGGCGAUAACGAAGGGCCCGGUGGCGGCUUCAGAGAUUCAUUAAGGUCUAUACCAAUGCCGACGUCGGUUUCCCAUCAACCUGAGCCGAAGCCGACUGUCCCAAUCAUCCAGCCGGUAUUUGUAGAAGAAAACCAGCCUUACCGCAACAGCGGUGAGAGUUAG
Molecule: messenger RNA, 693 nt
Organism: Fusarium verticillioides 7600
Lineage: Eukaryota; Fungi; Ascomycota; Sordariomycetes; Hypocreales; Nectriaceae
Exons: 3
Coding region: 1-693 (230 amino acids)
Source: RefSeq, a predicted model, not a curated record